Messenger RNA from Leishmania major strain Friedlin, 1149 nucleotides. RefSeq lists its product as hypothetical. The record is from RefSeq and is a predicted model, not a curated record. Lineage: Eukaryota; Euglenozoa; Kinetoplastea; Trypanosomatida; Trypanosomatidae. The coding region runs from base 1 to 1149 and encodes 382 amino acids. The transcript has a single exon.
AUGGACGUCGCCAUGGCUCUAUACGGCAGGGUGAUCGGUGCGUUGCGCCGUCACCAAGACGUGGCUAUCGGCGCGAUAAUCCUGACUCUCGUGCUGUGCGUAUGCGUGCCGCUGCUGGUGGUGGUGCCCGAGUCACGGCCGUACGGUGCCACCUUCAUUGCGUGGGGGCUUGCGUUCGCCUUGCGUGCGUGGCGGUGCUUGCCGCGAGAGAGGGUGCACAUGUGCAGGGCCGCGCAUCGCUUGGCCGACGCUAAGAUGCGGCAACGCGGCGUGGGCAAGGUACUGAUGCCCUACACGGGGGCGUCUCGCUUGAUGCCCGUGGCGAGCUACAGCCGAGGCAAUCGACUGCCGAGCUGCUCGUCGACGGAGGCAACGACGAGGUGUCACGGGUUUCUGGCGAUUGGAAGCCGCUCGCCGACCCCCACUCACCAGGCACGGGUGGACAUGGGGGAUAAUGACAUCACUGCCAACAGCAGUGGCAAGACGAGUGGCGCCGCUGCUGGGUCGGCCCCAUCGUCCUGUGAUCUGUUCCUGUCGGCAUCUGCGCUGGAGUCUUCAGCCCAGUUUCUUGCGCUGACUCACGUGGCUUCGCGCCAGGAGCCCUCUUCGUCGAUCACCGAUCGCAACGCCGCUUCCGUAACACCGUCCGGGAGUCGAAGUGCCAGCGGCAGACGCGCACCGAGGCGUUCACACGAGCCGUUCACAUGCAUGUCCCGCGCCUGUGCCUUGGACUUCACGACCCUGUCAGAGCACGGCAGCGAGGUACCCUCAGUCGAACCCGCCUCGCUGUCGGCGAUGCAGCCAACGACAAGCUCCUCGUCUCGCAUGCACGGAUGCACAGGCGCCGCGAUGACCACGGUGUCGUUGCCGCAGACACCGGUGGUGAGCGGUGCCGUCCAGUCCCCGGCGUGGCUCCCCGCCGAGCUCGCGCGCACCUUUUCGGACUCGAAGACGCCGCUGUCAGUGUGCUCGCAGCCGUCGAAGGUGGGGCCGUCUUACUCGCAGAUGGACACACUGUCACCGCCGACGUACGAGGAGGCGGUGCUGUCCUCCUCACGCAGCUCGUCGUCCCCGCGGAUCGCGGUGCUGAGCACGACGAUGCGGUCGCAGCGCCUCUCUCCAGCAGUGGCACGUGACGGUGCUCCCUGA